Molecule: messenger RNA, 1288 nt
Organism: Polychytrium aggregatum
Lineage: Eukaryota; Fungi; Chytridiomycota; Chytridiomycetes; Polychytriales
Exons: 2
Coding region: 107-1078 (323 amino acids)
Molecular function (GO): protein binding
Source: RefSeq, a predicted model, not a curated record
GAUCCUGCUCCGAGUGUGCAGGCGUGCCCGUCCUCUCCUGAGCUCCAAACUGCCUCGCUUCCACAACUGGUGCCAGAAUGCAGGACUGUGUCAUACAGACGGCCAGAUGCGGAUUGGCCUCACACCGAGCGACAAGAUCGCCCUCUCUCUGCACUGCGAUGAUCAAGCCACAGCCAACCGAUCCUGGCUGGAAGAUCAAGCCGACCAGGGCAAUGCUGCUGCCUCGUAUCUCUUGGCUCGAAUGUUGCAAUCUGAGAUCGACUUACAAACAGACGAUUACGAUGAGCCUGAAGAAAACACCAAGCAUCAGCAGAUAUUCCAGCAUCUGGAGAAGGCAACCUACGCAAACCACACGAUGGCACACUUCUACCUGGCCCGGUGCUAUCGCGACGGACUUGGAGUCAAUGAGAACCACACCAAGGCUGUCGAGUUGUACCGCAGUCUUGCAUAUCGUGGAAUCCCUCAGGCCCAAAUCGCCCUCGGUCGAUGCUAUGAGAAUGGCGAUGGUGUCGAUCAAAGUUACAACAGAGCCAUCGAGUGGUAUUCCAUGGCAGCUGACCAAGGCAGUGAAGACGGCCGACUCCACAUCGUGUUCCUCCGUGGAUGGCUCUCAUUCGUUGGCCACAAUAUCGAACAGAGCGACGUCGAUUCCUUCAACCGCUGGCAGGAAGCAGUGAGCAUCUUUGAGCAACUUGCCAACGAGGGCCACAGCGACAGCCAGUUUUGGAUCGCAGAAUGCUACUGUCGUGGUAAGGGAGUAUCGGAGGACAACGAGAAGGCAUUCGAAUGGUUCAUCAAGUCUGCUGAUCAAGGCAACUCGUACGGGCAGUACUGGGUUGGUUUGUGCUACUUUUGUGGAUACAGAGUCACCAAGGACCACACCAAGGCGGUCGAGUGGUAUCGCAAGUCGGCCGAGCAGGGCAAUCGAUACGGGCAAAAGUGUCUCGGCAACUGCUAUCAAAAUGGGCAUGGUGUCCCCCAGAACACCGACACCGCCGUCUUCUGGUGGCGCAAAUCCGCCGACCAGGGUCACCAAUACUCCAUCAACCAACUCAAGGAACUCGGCAAGUGGCCGUGAUCCCGAGCCCCCGAGUUCCACUGCCAAUCAACCAAAUCAUGACGUUGAACAUCCUAUCAGAGUAACCAAGCAGUCCCGCCGUCCACACACAUCUCAGACAACACGAUACCAGUGAGAGGACUUGACAAGUGGUUCCGAUAAAGCGGCAUUGGCAGAGUGAUGUUGUAUUUGGCAUUCAAUCCAUCCAAUACAUCCGAUAUACAAACCAGC